Danio aesculapii is the source of this 2419-nucleotide messenger RNA. RefSeq names its product bridging integrator 2b (gene bin2b). NCBI's taxonomy places the organism in Eukaryota, Metazoa, Chordata, Actinopteri, Cypriniformes, Danionidae. Gene Ontology annotation, cellular component: cytoplasm; plasma membrane; phagocytic cup. The record is from RefSeq and is a predicted model, not a curated record. Gene Ontology annotation, biological process: phagocytosis, engulfment; plasma membrane tubulation; podosome assembly. Bases 278 to 1846 code for a protein of 522 amino acids. The transcript is spliced from 12 exons. Gene Ontology annotation, molecular function: protein binding; phospholipid binding.
AAACACGUUUGGGCACGACGGAGGAAUGUUACAAAAUUGGCUAGUCAGCGUCCUGCCGUGACUUGUGGUAACGUAAGUUUGAGUCUGUAAAACUAAUACGUAUUCUUCCAGACUACCAGGCUGACUUAAGUGGAUAGAUACUGCGUGAAGCACGCUUUGCUUUGCUUUCACACCCAUCUCUCAGUGCUCACUCCGCCCAACCGCCGUCAGUUUAUAGAAGGAAGCGCCGAGACAUCAGAGAGAAGAUCGCCUGUGUGCCAACUAAUCUAAGCUGAAGAUGGCUGACGGAAAACUAGGUGGCAACCUUGGGGGUAACAUUGGCGCCGGAGCUGGCAUCCUGGCCAAACGCUUUCAGAAAUCAAUGAACCGAGCACAAGAGAAGGUUCUGCAGAAGCUAGGAAAAACCAUGGAGACCAAAGAUGAGCAGUUUGAGGAGUGCUCUGCCAACCUGAACAAACAGCAGACAGAUGGCAUCAGACUUUUUAAGGACGUUAAAGCCUACCACAAUGCUGUUAAAGUGAUGCAUGAAUCAUCCAAACGCCUGUCCCAGACUCUUAAAGAUAUCUAUGAACCAGACUGGCAUGGUGUAGAAGAUCUUACUGUCAUAAUGGAGAGUGAGGAUCUCCUGUGGAAUGACUAUGAGGAGAAGCUAAACGAUCAAGUCAUUCGAACAAUGGAGAAUUAUACCGCACAGUUCCAAGAUGUCAAAGAAAGAGUAGCUAAACGAGGAAGGAAACUAGUCGAUUAUGAUUCAACCCGACAUCAUCUGGAGGCAUUACAAAGCGCCAAGAAGAGAGAUGAGGCCAAAGUAAAUAAGGCUGAGGAAGAGUUUAACAAAGCCCAGGAGGUAUUUGAAGAAAUGAACAAGGAGUUGAGAGAGGAACUGCCUGUUCUCUACCAAAGUCGUAUCAGUUGCUAUGUCACCAUGUUCCAGAACAUCUCAAACCUGCGGGAUGUUUUCUACAAGGAGAUGAGUAUGUUGAAUCACAACAUUUAUAAUAUGAUGAAGAAGCUUGAAGAUCAGCACUCUACCAAACCCUUCAUUGUUAAAGGAUUGAACAGUUCUAAAUCAAAGAAGAGAAAGUCUGUUACAAUCUCUGCACCAAUCCCCUGUAACACCGCCUUCCCUCCUGAUCAUCCAGCUAUGAGCAAGCUCAGCAUGCCCGACACCCUCACACACACGGACACAUGCAUACACACUCCCUCAAAGAGCACAGAAAUAUCAGAAUCCGAGUCAGACUCUUUUGACAGUGAACCCAACACCCCCAAACGGCAGUCUUUGUGUUCGGUUCGUUCUGACGGAGCUGCCGAAAACACAUCUGAAAGUACCACUGAUGAGACUGUGCAAGCAAACGGUCAAGAACAUCAAGAUUCAGUGUCUGUUGAGCACCGGGAAGAGGAGGAAGCUAAAUCAGCAGCAUCAUCAGAAGACACCCAUGAUGCAUCUACAGAUGGAGACGAUCAGACUAAACUCUUAUUGGCCGAGGAGGACAAACCUGCACCCGUCCCCACUCCUCGAAGAUCCAGCACAUCAAAGAAGAAUGAAGGAGAGAUGGAUGAAAAUACAAAAGGCUCCAGUGAAGAUGUGCAAGACCAAAAGACGGAAUAUAAGAAUCCUCCUGGUUUCCUCUAUAAGGCUGUCGCUCUGAAAAGUCAAGACUCGGAUGAAGGUGUGCUGCUUCUGUUUGAAAAGGGAGAUGUGAUCCUUACGUUUGUAGAUGAAGAAGAAGAAAAGCCUGAAGGCUUUGUGUGGGGAGUGAGAGAGCAGGACUGGAUCCAGUACAAGGAUCUGACUCUUCUCUCCGGCAUCGUGGAGGAGUCUGAGAUCCAGCGCAACACCUCAUGAAGGACGCCGUGUGAACCCAAAGCCCCUUCAGUGCCUGUGGAGUGUCCUGAUGACUGGAUGUUGUAAUAUGAACUCUGUCUGCACUGUGCUCUAGCCUUGAAAGACACUCUUGUCUUGUCAGUUGUUGUCUUUACAAACUUCCUGUUGCGGACUCAAGCCUGCAGACAGUCUUAGUCCUUUAUUUUCAGAUCUUCUUUGGCUUUCUGAUUUUUAUAGAUCCUAGUAUCGAUCACUAGAUUUACACAUCAUUUGUAGAGGUAUCGUCACUGUUUAAUACUUAUGAUUGUUCCAGUAUAUUGUGUACAAAUAUAUAUAUUUUUAAACAUUUUCAAGUGGUGAAUAUUAAUACAGUUUCUGUUGAAUUAGCAUCUUGUGGCUCUAUGUGUGUCUUGUAAUGUUUACCGUCUGUUGUUUCUCAUAUAUCUCAGUGUUAAAGGUUGACUACCAAGCUUGUGACAAUGUUUACAGGACUAAAAAAAGUUUCUGAUGUUCACUGUGAAACAGUUUUCUAAAAUGAACAGAGAAAGUCUGUUGUUUUUCUACAAUAAAGUUAAGAGCAGAAGAAGUGGGAAA